This is a messenger RNA of Naegleria lovaniensis, 1302 nucleotides long. RefSeq lists its product as uncharacterized. The record is from RefSeq and is a predicted model, not a curated record. The transcript has 2 exons. The coding region runs from base 1 to 1302 and encodes 433 amino acids. NCBI's taxonomy places the organism in Eukaryota, Heterolobosea, Eutetramitea, Acrasida, Naegleriidae.
AUGGUGCUUCACGGUAUUGAGACAAGUCAUGGUGUUAUUGUUGCAUCAACCGAUUCAAUGAGUGAGGUGUUACGGGAUGAGGAGGAUCAAACAAAUUUCAAUGGAGCAGAUCAGCGGGACCACGGAGAGGAUUUUAACAAGUGUGCAGCUAACGAUCAUUUUUUCAAUAGUAAUCACGUGAUGAAAAUGAUCGCGCCUCGGAGUGAUGCUGUUACUGAAGAAGCAAAUGAAAUUCAAUUAAAUUACAUUCCAGAUGGUGAAUUAGAUGGUCAGAAAGAUCUUGUAAAUAAUAACGAUCAAUCUUCAACGGAGAAUACAAUUCAAGAAUCAAUAACAGUAAUUUCUGAAAUGAUUCCGACUGUGGAUCAAACAUUGGAAUCAUUACAUUCUCUCAGAGUGUGGGAUGAACAUGUUACCAAUUCCACAUUAUGGAUUCCAGAAAUAUUCUUGUGUAUUUAUAUGUAUAUUGAUGAUGUUUUUGACAUUAUUCAGCUUUCAAGAACAUGUCAAGCGGAUCUAGAGGAUUUACAAAUAAUUUAUGGCUAUUGUAAAGGAUUAGUCGAUUACAACAUCAAGAGCAUUAUUCAAAAAGGAGCUGCAGAAAAAACAGUACCUCUUAAUAGACUUCGUAUACUGGAGGUUCAACAAGAACAUACCCUUAAAACUGAAAGUAGUACUGAGAAGAUUAUUAUUUUUGUGCUUGCCAUUAUCAUGCUCAUUUCUAUUCCCUAUUCAAGAAGUAUCAUGUUCUAUAUUGGAUAUAUAAUACAUAUCGUAGCUACAUUGUUUGGAUCUAUGAUUCUUUAUGUAGAGUUUACAGAUUUGACAAAAUACGUUAUAGUUGGAACAUUUUCGCUGUUAAGCUUAGGUUUAUAUUGGUUUCGAAUGAUCGAUCGCCUUUCUCUCAGCUAUUAUUUUUUCAUUAUUGGAGCUACCUGUCUUUGUUGGUUUUUUAGGCUUCGAGAAGUCUCUAAAUGCUUGGUCGUUGCAGCAUUUUCAUUAUUUAGCUGGAAAAUAUUUUGGUUUCAACUUUAUGAUGACGUAUAUCCAGUCCAUUAUUUAUUAAUGCUUGGAGCUACCUUACUUGCAGCAUGGUUUGUGAGAGUAAUGAUCUUACAAUCCAAAAAAGAGUUCUUGAAGCAUAAAUUUGAUAUAGAAAAACAAGACAUACAGAAACAAAUCAGCACCAUAGAUGUCUAUGUCACUGAACGAGUUUUACAACUUAAAAGAGCCUCUGAGAAAAUUCCUCUUGUACAUGAGGGCACAACGUGGUCAACUUUUAAUGUUUGUCGUGUGAUGUAA